Messenger RNA from Hyla sarda, 1431 nucleotides. RefSeq names its product E3 ubiquitin/ISG15 ligase TRIM25-like. The transcript has a single exon. NCBI's taxonomy places the organism in Eukaryota, Metazoa, Chordata, Amphibia, Anura, Hylidae. Bases 1 to 1431 code for a protein of 476 amino acids. The record is from RefSeq and is a predicted model, not a curated record. Gene Ontology annotation, molecular function: zinc ion binding; protein binding.
AUGGAAGAACCUAUCUACUCCAACAUUUUACUGAACAAUUAUGAAGAGCCUGUAAUACCAAUACAGGGAAACAUAUAUUCUACUUUAAAUACGAAUCCCCGAUCCAGAAGUGAAUGGCAAAAAGAGGUUAUGGACAACAGUAGGGAAAAUGUGAGAAUCUCCUGCACACACUGUGUGUCUGCUCCGGCAGUAAAGUGGUGCACGUUGUGUGAAGUUUCUCUUUGCGAUGUACACCAUCAGCUGCACAGUAAGUCAAGGGAACAUGUCUUAAUGAAUCCCAUGGAAACCAAGGAUCAAAAAUGUUCCAUUCACAAUGAAGUCCUGAACUAUUACUGCAUUGAUGAUGCAAUCUGUGUCUGCGCCUCAUGUUGCCAUGCUUGUAUACACAAGUAUCACCAAAUUGAGUCAUUGUUUGAGGCUUCCGAGAGGAAAAAGAAGGGCUUCAAAACGAUCCUGGAGAAAUUACAUAAUAUGCAGGAAUACACUGAUGUGAGGGUCGAAAUUCUGCAAUGUAAGAGACUAGAACUAAAGGAUAAAGCCAGCAAUCUAUCGGUCAGAGUCAGCGACCUGUUUAGGGAUUUCCGCUGCAAACUGGACAACCUAGAACUAAAGGUUCUUAAUGACAUUGCCAAGGAGCAGAGCCAGCUCUCAGAACCCAUCUCCCUUCUCAUCCAAAAGAUGGAACAGCAGAAGGAUGAGCUUUCUAGAAACAUAAGUCUCAUCGAAGAACUGUGCAACUUAUCCAACCCACUGACCAUGUUAAGAAGGGUAGGUGAAAAUCAAGCCGACUUUUUGUAUCCUAAAGCCAGACCCAGCUUGUUCGGUGAUCCUGAUGAUCUGGAUGAAGGCCUCAUCUUAGUGUCUCUACAAAGAUCUUUAAAUGACAUCAUGGCCCAAAUAAAGAGAUGGCACUGGGUGUCAGAUGUCACGAUGGAUGUAAGCACAGCAGCCAAUGACGUAUAUGUCUCGGGCGACAAAAGAACCGCAUCCUGGUCGAAAAUCAACCAACGUCGCGAGAAGGCUCCAGAGCGAUUUAAGAGCCACCAGGUCGUGAGCACCCAGAGAUAUUCUUCAGGGCGACAUUACUGGGAAAUCGACAUCAGCCCUUCAGGGAAGUGGAUCGUAGGGGUGUGUUACCCCAGUAUGGACAGGAAAGGAGAACUGUCUGUUAUUGGAAAAAAUGACAAAUCUUGGGGACUGGGCUAUGCGGACAAUAAGUAUAAAGCCAUCCAUGACCGGACAGAGAAGCAUCUCCCUAGCAUGUUACCCUGUAAUAAGAUAGGGGUAUAUCUGGACUAUGAGAGUGGUCACCUGUCCUAUUAUGAGGUAUCGGAUGUCAUAAGACACUUACACACCUUUACCACCACCUUCACUGAGCCCGUUCAUGCUAUAUUUUGGGUAUCACACAGCUGGAUGAGGGUCAAUAGUUAG